This is a messenger RNA of Cuscuta epithymum, 979 nucleotides long. The record is from the annotation of a GenBank genome assembly. NCBI's taxonomy places the organism in Eukaryota, Viridiplantae, Streptophyta, Magnoliopsida, Solanales, Convolvulaceae.
UAAAUACUCUACAGAAGAAAAAAGCCCCAACUACAAGUCUACAACUCUCCACUUCCCCAGUACUUCAGCAAGGAAAUUUAUACCCAUCCGUUUUGAGCUGUUUGAGUUCGGCUCAAGGCUUCUAUCUCAAUCCACAACGACAGGAAGCGCAGAGCAAUUUAGGGCAUAAGAAUCUGAUAAGAAUAAGAAGAGAUGCCAACACUAACAAAGUUAUAUUCAAUGGCAGAAGCAGCUGAGCACAAUACUAAGGACGAUUGUUGGGUUGUUAUUGGCGGCAAGGUGUAUGACGUUUCAUUGUAUUUGGAUGAACAUCCAGGUGGAGGUGAUGUCAUACAAGCUGUCACCGGAAAAGAUGCCACAGAUGACUUUGAAGAUGUGGGGCAUAGCAAGAGCGCAAGGGAAAUCAUGGAGAAAUUCUUCAUCGGGGAGCUUGAUCCCUCAUCUGGUCCCAGCAUCCCUAAACUUGAGAUCGUUGUGAAGCAGUCCAGUUGCAGCUAUAUAACCCAGAAGGUCAUGGAUUUCACCAAACAGUAUUGGGUUCUCCCCGCCACAGUUGUUGGCAUCUCUGUGGUAGCCAGUUGUGUGUUCCUGCAUAAGAAGUAGUAAAACACUAAAAAGUCUCCUUGGACGGAAGUUAUUGUACUAAAAGCUUGAGGGGUCACCAUCACUAGCAAAAUAUUGCAGCAAUUCCUCUGGAGGAUGCUAUUAUUUGGCAUUUUGAAUUUUAGAAUUAAAUGCCCUGCAUUGAGUUUUUGUUAUAACAUUUUGAGUAACGCUUUUGGGGUAUGAGUAUGAUUACAUAUAGUUUGUUACGGAGUAUUGUUUUAAGGUUGUUGUUCUCGAUGAAUUGGGAUUUGGGAGUGUUGGAUUUUACAAUUUUGCCUUUUCUGAAAUUGAAUUAUGCACUAAAAUGGGGGGAAAUGUGGUGGCAUUAUUUCCAAUAAAUUGAUAAAGUGAACUUUAUCUGUUUUUGCCUGAA